CUCCUGAGUCCACGCGACACACGUGGGACUCGAAUUAAACUAAAACAGAGAGUAAGCUGAGGUUGUUAGGCCUAUACAAAAACAAUACUGCUUUAAACACAAGACAAGCGUUAAUUGGAAUCUGCGAUAUUAUCCAUGGGCAAAAGUAAACAGAAAGGAAGCGGAACAGGAAAUAGAGACUCGGCCGUGUUCAAAAUCGCCGGCGUGAGGAAACCCAAGAUUAAAUCCGUCAACACCAAUCUGAAGAAGCUGAAUUUCAAAAAUAAACAGAAAACUGAAGAAUCCAAUAAAAUCUUCGAUUCUGUACAAAAAGCCAUCACCGAGACCACAAAACCUGCGAAAGAAGCACAAAAGAAACAGUCGACCUCUUCCAGAAAGCCAUUACCAGAUAUGGAAGAAACCGCUAAACAGUUUGCUCAGCUAUAGCGGUACAAGGAGAGAUGACUCUUACUCGUACACUGACCAGCUCAAAAAGAAACACAGAACUCAUUGUUUUCACCAUGGAAU
This is a messenger RNA of Saccostrea echinata, 507 nucleotides long. RefSeq lists its product as uncharacterized. The transcript has 4 exons. Lineage: Eukaryota; Metazoa; Mollusca; Bivalvia; Ostreida; Ostreidae. The record is from RefSeq and is a predicted model, not a curated record. Gene Ontology annotation, biological process: ribosome biogenesis. The coding region runs from base 136 to 426 and encodes 96 amino acids.